UCCUCUGCGUUACGUGGGGACACGUGCAAUGUUAGUGUGCAAUGUUUGUGUUAUGACGUAGGGAAGGAGAAGCUAGGAGUUCUCGCCGGGGAGCCGGUCCGACUGGUCCUCGAGUCUGACGGAACGCAAGUCGAGGACGGCGACUACUUCCGUACUCUGCCCAACAACACGGUCCUGCUUCUGCUGAGACAGGGAGAACGCUGGUACCCCAGCGGCGUCGACGUCAUUCGAGCUGCCAUCUCCGCGAUCCCCAAGAUCGUCUGUGAGACGAUCCACGCUCUUGAAUUGCACGAUGAAACUCCUUCCUGGAAGAUUAUGGACAACAAGGGCAGGGUCACCGUGGUCCUCCACUGGGACCAGAAACAGCAGCAGAAGGUGGGCGAUGGAGGAGGGGCUGUUGGGGCGGCAUCGAAGUACUCGCCAAGCAAGAAGCAGGACCAGAUGCGACCCUCGUUGGUGAUCCAGACGAGCCUCGAGAAGCUCGGCGGAAUCCACGGGCCGGGCCCCGCGGCAAGCAAGAAGGAGACGCUCAUCAACGACGUCUACACGCCUCCACCGGCGGCUCGCUACAACUCCAGUCCUCAAAUCACUGUGAUAAACCACGAUGACGUCAUCAGCGGUAAAAUGGCAAAUCUUCUCGCGGCAGCGACAAGUUCCUAUGGUGGAGGCGGGCCCCAGGUUCCUCCACAUCACCACCCGCCUCCCAGGCUCGCCAAGCAAGGCACGAGCUCGUUCGAGAGUACAACAAUACACAUUCACACGCCCGAAUGUGCGAACCACGUUCACCACCCGCUCAGUACCAGUCCCAGCGGGGCCGCGGGCAUCAAUGGUACCGACGCCAACAACAUGGUCGAAUGCGACUUCCACUGUUGCGCGCUGCACGAAGAGGGCCGGAAGAUCGCGGUUCACAAGUCGGUGGCCACGUCUCCCAUUCAAGACGCCCAACAACAGACGUCGCCCCAACCGUCGUCGCUGUCAGACGGAACGCGGCGAGCGGCUCUGGGCAAAAGCACCCAGCACGUCCGGUUCCUCGACAUAGAAGGCGGUCGCCUGCACCAGCAGCACCAGGCCGAGAGCUCCGAGUCGGAGACGGAGAACACCAUCAUGGAGGAAGAAGCCAUCACUUCCGAGAAGUUCCUGCUGCUCAUAGACCAGCUGUCGGUCGACCAGAAGAGACACCUCACCAUCAAAGACAUCGGAAUCAUCCUCGAGCGCCUUAGUUCGAAGAUAGUCGACGUGGAGAGGCUGGACCGGGAGAGUGAAAGUGACGACUGCUACAACUGGACGAUCAAGGCGACCAUCAGAGGCGACGUCCUCCGGGAACUGGGAGUCAUUUACAAUGGAAACUACUACGCCAUAUCGGAACAUCCGGGGUACAAGGAGGAAUCCGAGGAGAACAGGGAGGACGGCGACGAAGACGACGACGAGGAGGAGGAUGACAGACUUUAAAGAAGACAGGAGGUUAGGAGCGAAAUCAGAAUAAUUUAUACUUAGAAAAGAUUUAAAUAAUUCGCAAUUUUUUUUAUAGGAACUGAUACAGAGAAAAAUAUUUCAGGCGGUGCGGAUAAAAUGAUAACAAAUGCAUUCGACAAUGAGAGACGAGCUACCAUAAUGGACGGAGAAACUCCGACGGAAUGCGACAAGUAAGACAGAACGCAUGUAUAAUUAGGAGCACAAAGUUUACUCGUCGAAUAAUUAGCUAAUUAAACGGACUUUAAGAGACUAUAAUAGCAACCGACUAUCAACCUUCAGAGGAAGUGUGAAUACAUUUUCCUUAAAAAAAGAAAAUAACUUAAAUAAAAACAGACUCCCGUUUUCAUUUUGUUUUCGUAAAAUGCAAGAUGGCGUCAAUCGUAACGUCGAUGGUGCUGCUCCCAAGUACUUUUUUACUUACAAACAGAGCAAUAGCUUUACCCACAGUCCCGAGCUCCAGUCCCUGCUUCCCUUGACAAUCUGAAGCCAACCACAGUUUCGUUUUCAAUCCAAUGUUGAACAUAGGAUCGGGCGACCGAGGGGGUUCUAUAGUAAAACAAUCAAUAACAUUAAUAAGUAAUUAUAAUUAUUACCAACCCCUGAUAGAUUUGAUCGAGCCAACAGCACAAAAUGUGAACAUGGACGUUUUUUUUUUUUUUUUGGAUGUGUGUAAAACAUGAAAAACAAAUCUGAUGGCACAUAUCUGAUGUGAAAAUGUGUUUGCAUCGUUUCUGUGCAUCUUUUUGUAGUGAAAAUAUCUCAAGUGAAAUUUAAAAAAAAAA
This is a messenger RNA of Zootermopsis nevadensis, 2255 nucleotides long. The record is from RefSeq and is a predicted model, not a curated record. NCBI's taxonomy places the organism in Eukaryota, Metazoa, Arthropoda, Insecta, Blattodea, Termopsidae.